This is a messenger RNA of Melanotaenia boesemani (Boeseman's rainbowfish), 972 nucleotides long. RefSeq names its product mitochondrial ribosomal protein S34 (gene mrps34). The record is from RefSeq and is a predicted model, not a curated record. Gene Ontology annotation, biological process: mitochondrial translation. Gene Ontology annotation, molecular function: structural constituent of ribosome. Gene Ontology annotation, cellular component: mitochondrial small ribosomal subunit; mitochondrion. The transcript is spliced from 4 exons. Lineage: Eukaryota; Metazoa; Chordata; Actinopteri; Atheriniformes; Melanotaeniidae. The coding region runs from base 151 to 810 and encodes 219 amino acids.
GUUAGGACCAGCUGAGCGGAAGUUGUCUACCUUGCUUGCUACUUUUCGAGGUCAAGCGAUAAUACAGCUCUCCAGUCGCGUUCAGGAUAUCGGGGGCCUUUGUUUGUCAGUGAGGAUUGUGAAGGGGUUUCUGUAGUAAAUCGUACAGUCAUGGCGAAGAAAAGGAGGCUGCGCCUGAUAGCAGAAAUGGCUCGGAAGAUCAGGGCGUACAGAGAGCUGAAGUCACGGCCACGGGAGUCCCAGAAGUACGCCUUGGAUUAUGAGACGAUGAAACGACCCCUCACUGGGAAGAUGCUGCCUGUGUUGGCCUGGCAGGAUGUCCGCAGAGAGAGCCGCCUCUUCUCCCUUCUGGCAGGGAUGAGAAUGUUUGGAGUGGGUCGUAUGUUCACCCGCAAAUCCUGGUUGGAAGACCACACAGAGCCCAGCUACUGGCAGAUCACCAAGGUCAAGGUGGACUACACAUCUGAGAACAUGGAUCACGGCAAGGCAUGGGGAAUCCUCACCUAUAAAGGAAAACAAGAGAGUGAAGUGAAGGAGGUGGACAAAGUGAUGUACCAUGACUGGCGUCUAAUUCCCAAACACACAGAGCAGCAGUUCAAGGACUUCACGCCACUUCCUGAGCCACCUGUGCGCUACGUCCCCUACCCUCCCCUGCUUCGUGCCAUGCUCCUGGCCCAGCGAAGUAAAGCAGAAGGCAGCACAUUGUCAAAGGAGCCGGCCUUGCCACUGAAAAGGGACGUGCUGCUUAACAAAGACUAUUUCUGCAAACAGGAACAAGAGCGUCAGAGUAAAGAUGGCACGGCUGUUUGAAAAUGAUGUGCUUCUCAACAUCAAGGGUAAAAAAUCUUUGAGCACUUGUGGCUUAAUGCCCUGCUUGAUACUGGACUGAAAUGAUUCUUCUGUUCAUCUGCUACAGACCUGUAUGUGUGUUUAUCUGGGUGAUGUUAAACAUUAAAUUUUAGAUAAAACAUG